Molecule: messenger RNA, 6107 nt
Organism: Zeugodacus cucurbitae (melon fly)
Lineage: Eukaryota; Metazoa; Arthropoda; Insecta; Diptera; Tephritidae
Gene: Tmtc2
Product: protein O-mannosyl-transferase TMTC2
Exons: 11
Coding region: 2011-4998 (995 amino acids)
Biological process (GO): protein O-linked glycosylation via mannose
Cellular component (GO): endoplasmic reticulum membrane
Molecular function (GO): mannosyltransferase activity; protein binding
Source: RefSeq, a predicted model, not a curated record
CAUUGAGUUUAGUCUUCGUGUUAUAUUCGCUAUGUGCGGUCGUGAAAGCGUCCAUGUAACGCAAUGUGACGACGGCCGGCCAACAAACAAAACAAAGUAAUAAAAGUGAAAAUUUGUCAAAUCAAAUAGCAAAUAAGCAAGCAUAAACUUGCAGCAGCCGUCGUGUCGCGUUCGCUGCAGCAAUCAAAAAUCUCGUUCGUUCACGCCGUAUAACGGUAAAUGUAAGUUGCAUGCCACAAAUGUGAUGUGAUUUAUCAGUGAUUUGUGCGAUACCGUUAUAUUGGAAUUUGUUUUCGUCUUUCACAUUUGGUGGCAGCAACAGCAUGCCACAUUUGUGUAGCGGCAGGCGUGCUUGUUAUUAUUGUGCUGCGUACGCUUCGGUUUCGUAUACAGUUAGCAAGUGAAAUCGCAUCCGAUUUUCGUCGUGCUAAUAUACUUAUAUAUAAAUAUAUAUGCGUAUGUGUGUGUGUGUGUGUAUUUGCAUUACAUUUUCGGCCAAAUCGGGAUACACUCCAAUGCUCCAGUUUCGUAAAAACAACAACAACAACGACAACAACACAUAAAGCGAAGCAGCUGCAAAUCAGUAAAGUAAAAAUCGCUAAAGAAGUCGGCGGAAAAAAGUGAUUCGCAGAAUCCCCCAUAUAAAAAUCGAAAUGCCAGCAAAAGUGUAAAUUCUGUUGCAAGCGUCGUCGGCAAGUGUAUGAACUGCAUUGUGCCACAGCACACAGCACACACCAUACAACCGCACCCGGCACCCGCUGCAGUUUCGUUUAUUCGUCUCGUGUGCGCCGUUUCGUAUGUUCACAUGGUUUGAUUCGUGUGUUGCAACUAUUUGUGGCAUUUAAAGUUUCUGAUUCGCUAAAUUCGUGAGGAACGCUGUUCGGUCGCGCGUUCUACAAAUUUUGCAUAUAACGGUGAAUUUGUGAUUUUUUUUUUGAUACAACCGAUUGUGAAAAUAUAUAUAGAAAUAUAUAAAAAUACAACAAUUUCGUUGCAAGCGCCGCACGACAACAACUCAUACUGCAGUCGAGAAAUCUCUAUAAAAAUCAUCAAAAUCUGUGCGAAAAAAUGUCUUAGCAUAAGCAUAUGGAGAGAAAUAAUAACGGUAUUACCACUAAGCAGAAAUAAGCGCAGAGAAACCAUAAAAUUUACACUUGAGAUUAACACUAAAUAUGUAAAUCAACUAUUUACUGUAAUCUGGAUAUGUCUCUAAAUGCAAGGACAAGUCGCAACCUAAGCAAAUGCAGAUAGCAUAGAUGAUAUUAGCUAAAGCAUUCAAUUAGCAGACAAACGUAAAUAAAUUAAACACAAAACGCUUUAAAAAUUAAUAAAUGCACGACAAGUGCUAACGAAAUACCAACAAACAACAACAAAAAUGCAUAUACUAAAUACAACAACAACAAGCAGACAACAUUGUAACGCAGCAGGACGCGUAUGUUAAUAAUUUAAACACAGUUUCCUGUUAAUUUCGAAAUGCCUAUAAUUUGAAUUGAUAAUUCAUGCAGAUAGCGGUGCAAGAGCAACGAGCGACACAUACGAACGCAUGCAAAGAAAUAACUACAUUGGCAGUAAUCAUUACAACCGCUAGUUGGCAAACACGCACACCGGCAUUUGCAUGCAAAAAUAACAACAACAAAAAUAAUAUAUAAAAAAAAAAAAAAAUCAAAAAAAUUUUUAAUGGACAAACGUGCUAAAUGCAAGCGGUCAAGCGUGGAAAUUUGAUGUGAUUACCGCGUCUGAAUGCGAAAUGCAAAAUAAAGGCAAAAACAAAUAAAUGACAACAACAACAACAACAACAGCUGGCUUGUAUGUAACCACAAAGUGGUUGGCAUAGCGUAUUUGCAAACUAAAAGCCAUAAUUAUAUAUUAAUAAUAAUAAUAAUAAUAGCAACAACAACAACAAGGACAACAGCUGCAACUAAUGCCAGCUUAGUUUUGACAAAAUACAUAUAAAUAUCUAAAUUAUUUAAAGCCAUUUUAAGCGCGGCAGAAAAAUCCGAACACAACAAAAUGUCAGCAAAACCGAAACUAUGGGAGCGCUGGCUAUACAAAUCAAGUAUGGACUAUACGAGCUUAGGUUGUUGUACGCUUGCUUUUGUGCUGUAUCUGAAUACACUGAAUGCUGGAUUUGUUUAUGAUGACAGACGCGCCAUACUGGCCAACACCGAUGUCUCCGGCCAUACGCCUUGGCAAAGCGUCUUCCAGCAUGACUACUGGGGCACACCGCUCACCGAUGCCGGCUCGCAUGGCUCCUAUCGCCCACUGUGCGUGCUCAGUUUUCGUUUCAACUUCCUGCUGGGCGGCUAUACACCGUGGGGCUUUCAUCUCAUCAAUAAUCUGAUGCACUGUUUGGCCACCGGUUUGGUAGUGAAGCUGGCGCGUUAUUUCCUAAACUCCGUUUGGGGUGUGCUGGCGACGGGCGCCAUCUUUGCGGCGCAUCCCAUACACACGGAGGCUGUGGCGGGUAUUGUGGGACGCGCCGAUCUGGCGGCCUGCAUCUUCUACCUGCUGACGUAUCUAAUGUAUAUGCGGCAUAUAGUGUGGCGUGAGCGUGGUGAGGUGCGUCAGUGGUGGGCGCUAAUACUGACGGUGGUGUUGUCACUUGUAGCUUUACUCUUCAAAGAGACGGCGAUAACGGCGUUACUGGUGUGCGCCAUAUUCGAUGGCUUACGCGGACUGUGCGGCUUUCGCGACAAGCAUCGCAUGCGCACGCUCUGCGUGUUGGCCGUAUCGCUGAUGUGCAUCGUCUACUGGCGUCUUCUCGUGCUUCCGCGUCCACAAACCGCCUUCUCAACCGCAGACAAUCCAAUCGCGAAAAUGCCUUCUUUGUGGUCGCGCUUACUGACCUUCCUCUACCUGCCGGUCUUCAAUUUCGGUCUACUCGUGAGUCCGCGUGUGCUCAGCUUCGAUUGGGGCAUGGACGCCAUACCGCGCAUAACCUCACUACGUGACGAACGCAAUCUACUCAGCUUUGCUUUCUACGGCACGCUGGCCACAUUGGCUUUCAGAAGCUUUAAAUAUUUGUGGCGGCGCCGCUCGGAGCGCAUGGCAAAAGAGCAGCGCCAUGCACAACAACAGCAACAGCAAUUGCGUAAAUCACGUCCGAAGAAGAAGUAUCGCAUGCCGGACAUAACGGCCGCUGCAUUGGAAUCAAAUACGACCUACAGCUUACUGGAUGCAACAACAUUAAGCCGCGCGCCUUACAGCAGUAGCGCAGCAACCAAGCCAACGUCAUUGCAAUCGCUGUUGCAACCGGAGGCAUUGCCGAGCGCCACACACCUGUCGUGCACUUGCCACGAUUGCAAGCAGGAGCUUAGCUCGGCGCAUCAUACCGCUACGUGUCGUGCCCUUAACAAUAAUAACAAUAACAAUAUGCAGUGGCUGCAUGCGAACGCGUUCAGCGAUUGUUGCUGCCAUCAGCUAUUUCAGUCUUCCAGUGGCACACCACACCUGCUGGCGGUGGCUCUGCGCAAAGCGCUCAUGGCGGUGGUGCCGCGCGCCUCACGCAGCAGCAGUCGUUGCAGCAGUAGCACGACGGCCAGCAACAAUAGCUCCGGCAGCAAUACCUCCAGCAGUAGCAACUGUAGCAGCGCGCAUACAGCGGACGAACAACAACGCGCGUCACCUAUUUUGCUGACGCCACGCGCCGCGCAACAUACCAACAAUGCGUGCAUACUGCUGAUGGCAUUGUCAUUCCUAACGCUGCCCUUCAUACCAGCUACGAAUUUAUUCUUCUACGUCGGUUUCGUGGUGGCCGAACGCUUGCUAUACUUGCCCAGCGUUGGCUAUUGCCUGCUGGCUGGCUAUGGCAUCGGCAAGCUGAUGGAGCGUGUGCGUUCGCCAGCAGCGCGCAAGCGAAAAGUAGCGCUCAUACUGGGUCUCAGCCUGCUGUUGAGCGUGCUUGGCGCUCGUACGGUGCAGCGCAACUACGAUUGGUACGACGAGGAGAGUCUCUUUCGUAGCGCGGUGCAAGUGAAUCCACCAAAAGCUCUCGGCAACUUAGGAAGUGUACUUAGCUCUCAAGGACGUUAUGAGGAGGCGCAAGACGCGCUAAUUGAGGCAAUUAAGCAUAGACCAAACAUGGCGGAUGUGCAUUUCAAUUUGGGAAUUUUAUAUCAAAAUCAGCAAAAUCAUAAGGCUGCAGUGGAGUGCUUUCGAAAAGCGAUACAGUUUCGACCAAAUUUAGCAGUGGCAUUCCUAAAUUUGGGCGCAUCCCUCAUAGCAUUGGGUCGUUGUCGCGAGGCGGCACAAAUCCUCAAGGAGGGCACACAGCUGAACGGGGCCGGUGUACGUGAUCGUCCCGCACAUGACAAUGCACGCAUCUCGGCCUACCUGCAACUGGGCGCGCUCUAUGCCGAGCAAGGCAAACUGCAGCGAGCGCUGGCUGUCUACCGCGAAGCGUUGCAUGCGCUGCCCUCGACGUACUAUCAGCGUGAUGUGCUUUAUAACCGCAUCGGCGAUGUCUUCGGACGGUUGCAGCAGUGGAAUGAAGCGGAGCGCUAUCACUAUGCGGCGCUGCAGUUGCAGCCGAAUCAAGUGGCGGCGCACCUGUCGUAUGGUAUAACGCUGGCGCGAAAUAGCAGCCGCGCCGCAGAGGCGGAAGUGUGGUUCAAGCGCGCCUUGCAGUUGGCGCCACAGCAGUCGAGCGCGCAUCACUAUUACGCGGAGUUCCUCACUUCCCAAACGCGUAGUGAAGAAGCGCUCUUUUAUCGCAUACGCGCCGCUGAGCUCGCGCCUGACGACUACGCUUUAGUGGUGGCGGCCGCCACAGCGCUACGCCUGUCCGAGCGCAAAGCGGAAGCGGAAAGCUGGUACCGCAAGGCUGUUGCGAUGCGUCCCAACGACGCGCAUGCGCACACCAAUCUGGGCGCCAUACUCCAUUUGCUGGGACGCACCAAGCAUGCGGCGCACAGUUACCAAGAAGCCUUACGCUUGCAGCCUGGCGAUCCGACAACACUGGGCAAUCUCGCCAAACUGGGCGUCAUAGAACCCAAAUGAGUGCAUUAGCAUGCGGCCAAGCAUGCGCGAAUUGAGGACGUAUACAUAGCGGUGGCAAUUAUAUUUAAAGAAAUGGAGCGCUGUAUAGAAUAGAGACGCGCGCUAUAGAAGAGAGGCGCGCUUUGUAGAAGAAAGGCGUGCCUUGUAGAGGAGAGAUGCGUUGUAUAGAAAACAGGGCGCGCUUUAUAGAAGAGAGACGCGUUCUAUAGAACAGAGACGCGCUUUAUAGAAAAGAGAGCACUUUAUAGAAUGAAGGCGCGCUCUGUAGAAAAGGCAGCGCUCUGUAAAAAAGAGAGGCGCUUUGUAUAAAAAAAGAAGGGUCACCGCUUUGUUGUAAUAUGUGUCUGUAAGAAACGACUGCAGCAGGAAGCAAAAUGUUUUGAAUAAAAAUUUUCCGUUUUCAUACAGUUUGUUGUGCAAAACAAGAGAGAGAGAGAGUAUUCUAAUAUUUUUGUAAAGCUAAAUACUAAUUAAUUACAUAUAUACAUACAUACAUAACAGUACAUAAUUAAGUAACAACAAUAAAAAUGGACUUGAACAUGCAACAAAGUAUCAAUAACCAGUACCAAACAAAACAGGAACUUAAUGAAUACAGUUAUAGCAUAAAAAUAAUAUGAAAGAGAGAUCGAAAGAGAGAGAGAGUGUAGAGUAAAAUACAAAUACAUAUUUACAUAUGAGUAUAUAAUGUAGUUUAGCCGCUUGUAAAUAACAGCUACUUAUACAAAAUGUUAAGACAAAACAAAAAAACACAUGUAUUUAUGUAAAAAAAUGAGAAAAUUCAAAUUGAAAUUACAAAAAAAAAAACAACAAAAAAUUCAAACAAAUUAUUUAAAAAAUCAUAUGUCAGCAAGUCUAUGUACGACAAACAAAAACAAACAACUGUUGGCUUUUGUGUUACUUGUUUCACUAAAUUCUGUAUAUCUGUGUGUGUGUCUGUGUACAAUUACACAAUAGAUACCGUUAUGUCAUGAAAUUCAGUAAUUACAAAAACAACUUGCGCAAAUUGGCAGCGAAAUUUUGUUUGUGUGUGCGUUGAAUUUACUACUACAUGGCUUUGAUGCGGCGAAACUCUGUAUAAAAUUACCGUUGUAAAUACUAUAUGAUACGGA